This is a messenger RNA of Baudoinia panamericana UAMH 10762, 2233 nucleotides long. RefSeq lists its product as uncharacterized. Gene Ontology annotation, molecular function: oxidoreductase activity, acting on paired donors, with incorporation or reduction of molecular oxygen; iron ion binding; monooxygenase activity. The transcript has 4 exons. Lineage: Eukaryota; Fungi; Ascomycota; Dothideomycetes; Mycosphaerellales; Teratosphaeriaceae. The record is from RefSeq and is a predicted model, not a curated record. The coding region runs from base 400 to 2040 and encodes 546 amino acids.
AAGGUGACACUCUCUCGGUGACUGGGCCCCUGCCCCUCUGUGUCCUUCAGGGUGUGCAGAGUUUGAGAACGACGCCAACGAUCGUUGUUAUGCAACUGCUACCGUUAACUAUUGCAAUCGAUGUGUAGAACAGUCCGGACCAUCCAAGGUGAAAGCCUCAUCUGGGCACCCCUUGCAUUGAAUCUAACCCACACAAGUUGCAUUGACGCUAACGGACGCUUGUCUCCAUGGCGUUCGGAGCACUGACGAUCGCGAUGAUUUGGCAGGACGUCGGAACAUGGCAAACGCUGAUGCAGAUUACUACCAUGGAUCCAGUUAUUCUUAUCAUACAUUUGCCAAGCAACGUGGUCCUGCACAUCCAGCGGCACGGUCCACAUUUUACACCUCGACGUCGUUGCCAUGCAGCCCUUGACGCUCGUUGUCGCGGCCGUCGCCCUUGUUGGCUUCGGUCUGCUUUCUCUCUUCAACGCUCUUCAACGACGACAGGCAUGGCACAAGAACAAGGCGAGCGAGCCUCCAGGGCCAGCUCUUGUGCCGUGGAUCGGACGCAUUCACGACCUGCCAGUCGAGUACAUGUGGACCAAGUUCAAGGAGUGGUCCGACGUGUACGGUCCCCUGUACCGAACACAGAUGCUUGGUGACUACUUCAUCAUCAUUGCCGACGAAAAGGUCGCCGAAGACUUGCUGGUCAAGCGUGGCAAGAUCUACUCCGAUCGCCCUCAGAUCCGGUCCCUUUUCGACCCCAAGAGCACGAAUGGCUCAAUGGAGUACCUUCCGCUUAUGGGCAAGAACGAGUACUGGGCACGCCAGCGGAAGUUCACUCAUGCCUACUUGAUGGAGGCUACGAAUGCUCGCUAUUACGGCACUGUCUACCACGAGGCUAAGCGCUGGAACAUGCGCCUCCUGACUGACCCGGACAACUUUGCUUUCUACCUCGAGGACUUCUCGUCGAAAGUUGCAUGCCAACUUACCUGGGAUGACCCGAACCUGAGCGAGUACUGCACCAAGAGCGCCUGGGGUCUCCUGACCCAGAUGUCUCCGGCUGGCCCCAUCACUAACGUCGUUACUCCUCUCUGGCACUUGCCCUUCCCAAUCAACCCGUGGAAGAUCGCGGAGCGCAAGCGACAUGACGAGCAGCAGGCCUGGUGGAUGGAGCGUCUACUUUCUGUGCGGGCACAGAUGGCCAAGGGUCAGGCUCGCCCUUCUUUCACCCGCACUUACCUUGAGGGCGAGAAGACCGGUGGUCUUUCCGGCGACUACGAGGCAUCGUCCGCCAUCGGCAUGAUGGCGCUUGUUGCUAUCUUCACCGUCGCUGGCCCCCUUUACUACUUCCUGCUGGCCAUGGUGGUGCACCCUGAGUGGCAGAAGAGGGUCCAGGAGGAGAUUGACGAGCAGUGCAAGGGCCGUAUGCCUGAGCUUACUGACAUGCCAAACCUUCCUGUGCUCCGCGCAUGCAUCAAGGAGACGAUGCGCUGGCGACCAAACGUGCCGACUGGUGUGGCGCACGAGCUCAUGGAGGAUGAUUUCUACAACGGCUACUUCAUUCCCAAGGGCACACGUAUCCUACCCCUCGACUACGCCUUCCUCCGCAACGAGAAGAAGUACCCAGACCCAGAGAACUUCCGCCCUGAACGAUGGCUCGAACAGAGCUGGCCCACCUACCAGGAACCUUUGAGCCAAUACCCGACUAUCAUGGGCAUGACCUCUUUCGGCUGGGGCCAGCGUGCUUGCCUUGGUCAAUCCCUGACCCGUGACGAGACAUUCGUUGCUUGCGGCGGUCUCCUGUGGGCCUACAACCUGGUUCGCAAGAAGGGACCGGACGGCAAGCUCAUCGAGCCCUCUAUUCACAAGUCAAACUCGCUUCUCAUCGUCAAGCCAGACCCAUAUGAGAUGGCCUUCGAGCCGCGUAGCGAAAGCCGGCGACAGGAGAUCAUCAGCCAGUGGGAGGAGUCCAACGCGAAUGACAUCGCCGAACGCAAGGCAUUCGCAGAGGCUGCUGAGAAGGCGUACGUCGCCCCAGCCCUUGAGGUCGCGGCAUAAUGUAAUAAUCUGGGCGAAAGCGCUGUUCCAUUAGGAUAGACCUGGUCAGUCUGCGCGCUUGGGACUUGGGACCUGAUUUACGUGCUUUAUGCGUUGAGCGAGGAGUGUCUUCUGCACAUUUGUAUAUUGCAAGAUUAGGUCUUAGCAGAUAUAAUGAACACUUUCGAGAUGCACAACACCUUCAAGCGCCCUU